Messenger RNA from Myxocyprinus asiaticus (Chinese sucker), 1334 nucleotides. Its product is annotated as polyadenylate-binding protein 1-like. Bases 16 to 1110 code for a protein of 364 amino acids. The record is from RefSeq and is a predicted model, not a curated record. Gene Ontology annotation, molecular function: poly(U) RNA binding; poly(A) binding; mRNA 3'-UTR binding. NCBI's taxonomy places the organism in Eukaryota, Metazoa, Chordata, Actinopteri, Cypriniformes, Catostomidae. The transcript is spliced from 9 exons. Gene Ontology annotation, cellular component: cytosol; cytoplasmic stress granule; ribonucleoprotein complex.
CGUGCCUUAGAUACGAUGAACUUUGACCUGAUCAAUGGCAAGCCGAUGCGUGUGAUGUGGUCUCAGAGAGAUCCUUCACUGAGGAAGAGCGGGGUGGGAAACAUCUUCAUCAAGAACCUGGAGAAAUCAAUUUACAGCGAGGGGCUCUUCGAUAUCUUCUCAUCCUUUGGAAACAUCUUAUCAUGCAAAGUGUCUUGCGAUGAAAAUGGAUCUAAAGGUUUUGGAUUUGUGCACUUCGAGACCCAUGAAGCUGCUGAAAAAGCCAUCAGCAGAUUAAACAGCAUGUUGAUCAAUGAGCAGAUUGUAUUUGUCGGCCACUUCAAGUCCCGUAAAGAGCGUGUGGCUGAAAUGCAGGAGAAAGCCAAACAAUUCACCAACGUUUACAUCAAGAACUUUGGAUCAGAUGUGACUGACACGACGCUCAAUGAGAUAUUCAGCAAAUUUGGCCCGACCAUGAGCGUUCGAGUCAUGACUGAUGAGAGCAGAAACUCCAAGGGAUUCGGUUUUGUCAACUUCAAGAAUAACAGUGAUGCCAAGAGGGCUGUAGAUGAGAUGAACGGGGUGGAGUUGAACGGCAGGCGGCUGUAUGUGAGUCGCGCUCAGAAGAAACGCGAGCGUCAGGCGGAACUGAAGCGCAGAUAUGAGAAGAUAAAGCAGAAGAACAUAACACGCUAUCAGGGAGUAAAUCUGUAUAUUAAAAAUCUGAGUGACAGCGUGGACAGUGAGCUACUCCUCAAAGAGUUCUCACCAUAUGGCAACAUCACCAGUGUGAAGGUGAUGACGGACGGCGGCCACAAUCGCGGUUUUGGAUUUGUUUGUUUCUCAUCUCCUGAAGAGGCCACUAAAGCCAUCACUGAAAUGAGUGGCCGCAUCAUCGCGUCCAAACCGAUAUACGUCUCGCUCGCGCAGCGGAAGAGUGAACGACAGGCUCAACUUAACCGCCAACACACAAUGAGAAUGAUGAGCUUUUCCAACCAACAUCUGAUGAUAAACCCAGUCAUUAACCUUAACCAUACAAACCCACCGUCUGGAAAUUAUUUGGAUCCACAGAUUCAGAGUUUGGCUCCAUACUACCCUUACUUGAGCACUCAAUGGGACACUGGGUGUUGACCCUCAUUGUGAAUAACGGAGUUGCUGUUCUUCAAGCUUAUCAGAUGGAGAAGGCACAUAAAUCUUCACCAUCCCUGUCAUCCAUAUUGUCUGAAAAAAUCUUGCACAGUUUAUACAUAUAUUUUCUCUUUUUUUUUAAUUUUUUUUUUAUUAAAAUAUUUUUUAUUUCAAUUUCAAUUUUAAAUGCUAAAACUUGUUUAACGAGCAGUUAUGAAUAAGCAAAU